Haliotis rufescens (red abalone) is the source of this 769-nucleotide messenger RNA. Its product is annotated as FK506-binding protein 2-like. The transcript is spliced from 6 exons. Gene Ontology annotation, biological process: protein peptidyl-prolyl isomerization. The record is from RefSeq and is a predicted model, not a curated record. Gene Ontology annotation, molecular function: peptidyl-prolyl cis-trans isomerase activity. The coding region runs from base 162 to 734 and encodes 190 amino acids. NCBI's taxonomy places the organism in Eukaryota, Metazoa, Mollusca, Gastropoda, Lepetellida, Haliotidae.
GGCUAAGUUUGACGGCUGUAGAAGGUGACUGUGCAGGUUUUAGCCAGUCGUACGCGAAGCAGUGUACCCCCCGUUUCUGAGGAGAUGGACUCUUCCAAGCACCUGCUUCGCGUCGUUGUUUGAUUGGGAGAGCAGCCAGGUCAAGCAGACGAAACCAGGAAAUGAUGGGGAUGCCUGCAGCGCGUGUUUUGCAAUUAUGUUUGGUGUCUUUGCUUUUAAUUGCAGAAUGCUUUGCGAAGAACCAAGAUAAAGUUCAAAUUGUUGUCGAGAGGAUGCCAGAGGACUGUCCCCAGAUGGCAGGAGAUGGAGACCAAGUGACAGUCCAUUACACUGGAUACUUAGAGUCUGGAGCAGUGUUUGAUUCCUCCGUCCAACAGAAAAGGGAUCCAAUAGCCUUUGUCCUGGGGAGCCAUCAGGUUAUUCCAGGCUGGGAAGAGGGACUUCAAGGAAUGUGUGUUGGUGAGAAGAGGAAGCUGGUUAUACCACCAAACUUGGCUUAUGGACCUAAGGGACAUCCCCCUGUCAUACCUCCUGACGCUACUCUGACCUUCGAGACCGAGCUGGUAAGUCUGAAGAAGAAGUCAUCUGAUGAGUCGAUCCUGAAAACGCUCCAGUUCCUGGCAAUGCCAGCUCUGGUGUUCUAUGUUUUGUAUUACCUCUACGACAAGUACAAGAAGGAGACGGCACAAAAUACAACUAAAAGUGACAAAGCUAAAGGAAAGAAGAGGAGGUGAUAGCUUUUUUUAAAUAAAAUAUGUAUUUUUAUACA